AUGGAGGUCGGGGGGCGGGAAGUCGAUUGGGCUUCCUCUUCGCAGGCCAGAACAAGGGAGACCAUGGUGAGCGCGCGCGGCGGGGAAGGGGGCGCCCCGCGAGGGAAGGGGGCUCCGGGCGGGGGACCGGGCGGGCGGGCGGCCCUCCUGGGUCUCGCCUUGGGCUGCUUCGGAGGAGGAGGGAGCUCUCCGCCAGGCAGCCCCGCUCACCUUUCCUUCUGUCCUUCGCCCCCCAGGAUGAAUUUUCUGAUCCCGACCUGGCUGUUCUGGGUGAGGAGUCCAAAUCGGAGAAUGGAGAAAAUGCCCCCGUCUACUGCAUCUGCCGCAAACCGGAUAUCAACUGUUUCAUGAUGUGAGUCCCCGAGGAGCUGCGAGGGGCGGAAGGGACAGGCUUGGCUGAGGGAUGGAUUGCUCGUGGGCUGCGCGGUGCCUCGCCUCUGCACGCUGGACGGGGAGGGGGGGGACUGCUCUGGGUCCUGUUCAGCUGUAGCUGCUUGAAGGUGGUAGAUCUUGAGGAGCAGUGUGGGGCGGUCAGAGCGAAGGGUAUUCUUUCUGAAGCCUGCAGUUGUGUCGAAAAAGGAGCUUACUGGGAGGGUAUGCAGAAAGUUGUAUUGUUCUGAAACCUGGCUGCCAAGAAGCUGAGUUAGGGAAUCCUCACCUUUCCCUUUCUUUGCCCCCCUCCCCAUCCCAGAGGCUGCGAUCACUGCAACGAAUGGUUCCAUGGCCACUGCAUUAACAUUACUGAGAAGAUGGCAAAGGCCAUACGGGAAUGGUACUGCAUGCAGUGCCGAGGUGAGUUUACAAACAAGAUAGUAUUGAGACUGGGCUAGUCCCUGCAUAACUGGCAAAGUCCUGUGUUUGGGUCCUUCAGAUAGUGUAUUAGAAACGUGGAAUGCCUUGAUUUUGCUUGCAAAGCUAUACAUUUAUUAUUGUCACUGAUGUUUGCAAAUAUGAUGGGGAAAUGCUGCAGAAUCUGGAAUGGAGGUAAGUAAAAAGAAGCUUACUUUGUUGGAAGCAAUCUGAGCUUGAAUAGACUGUCUUUUUGCAGCCUGGCUCUUCUUGUAAAACAUUUUAAGAGUGAUAAUUUCUUAUUAAGGUUAUUGUAAAAUAAGUGCAACGUGGCUAUAAACUGUAGCUUGCCAUGUGCCUUUUUUAUUAAUUGACAGCUGAAGGAUUUUUUUCAAAAAAAGUUUUUAUUAAUUUUUCCAAAUUAUUACAAAUCAAACCAAAUUAAAUUAGUUUAAUACAGUUUCUUAAAACCAGGUUUCCCGCUCCUGUUCUGAACAUAUGAUCAUCACCAUUUCCUCUUAUUUAGAGUCCAGUUGAUAUCCUUCACUUGCCGUUAAACCAUUCUCCCAGCUGGCUGCUUUUUUCACCUUACAAACAGCACCUCUGUUAAAUCUUAUAAAUAAACAGUCCAUUUCACGUGUGUAUAUACAUUGUUGUUCCAGACCUGGUGUGCUGGGAGAGUUAAUUAUUAUCUUCCAUUGUUCAGUUCUUUGCAGUGUUUAUCUGGAUGGUGCUAGGUCACAUUAUAUUCCUUUUUUUUUUAUUAAAGAUAUUUAUUAAAAGUUUAAUAGUUACAGAAAAAAGAAGAAAGAAACAAUAAAAAGUUCACAAUACAUCAAAAAUAAAGAAAAAGAACACUACAAUAAAACAACAAGAAAAGCAAAAACAUUUUUAAAAAAACACAUCCAAUAUCUCUAUCUCUCUACCUUUCAUUUACAUGUAUCAUCGACCUCCUCACACCUCCCUUUUUUGUAUUCUUGUUCAAUUAGCUUUUUCAUCAAAUCCUUUCCAUCUUUCUUAAUUUUUUUUCUAUAAUUUAUCUUAACACAAUCUAACCUUAAAUUUCCACUUUGACCCAUUAACAAUCUAUUUUUACUUAAUUCUUUAUAACAUUUCUGCUAAGGCCAUAUAACUUCAUUCCAGCAUCCUUCUAACAUUCAUUAAUUUUACAAUAUUUCUGUAAAUAAACUUUAAAUUUUUUCCAAUCUUCUUCCACCGACUCUUCUCCCUGGUCUUGGAUUCUGCCAGUCAUUUCUGCCAACUCCAUGUAGUCCAUCAGCUUCAUCUGCCAUUCUUCCCGGGUGGGUAGAUCUUGUGUCUUCCAGUACUUUGCAAUGAGUAUUCUUGCUGCUGUUGUAGCAUACAUAAAGAAAGUUCUAUCCUUCUUUGGCACCAAUUGGCCGACCAUGCCCAGGAGAAAGGCCUCUGGUUUCUUGAGGAAGGUAUAUUUAAAUACCUUUUUCAUUUCAUUAUAAAUCAUCUCCCAGAAGUUCUUAAUCCUUGGGCAUGUCCACCAAAGGUGAAAGAAUGUACCUUCAGUCUCAUUACAUUUCCAGCAUUUAUUAUCAGGCAAAUGGUAGAUUUUUGCAAGCUUGACUGGUGUUAUGUACCACCUAUAAAUCAUUUUCAUUAAAUUCUCUCUUAAGGCAUUACAUGCCGUAAACUUCAUACCUGUGGUCCAUAACUGUUCCCAGUCAGCCAUCAUAAUGUUAUGACCAACAUCUUGUGCCCAUUUAAUCAUAGCAGAUUUCACCGUUUCAUCCUGAGUAUUCCAUUUCAACAGCAAGUUUUACAUUCUUGACAGAUUCUUAACUUUAGGGUCUAGCAAUUCUGUUUCCAGUUUUGAUUUUUUCCACCUGGAAGCCUAGUUUUUUAUCCAAAUUAUAUGCCUCCAUUAUUUGAUAAUAGUGGAGCCAGUCUCGCACUCUGUUUUUUAAUUUUUCAAAACUCUGCAGUUUUAAUCUGUCUCCCUCUUGUUCCAGAAUUUCCCAAUACUUCGGCCAUUUGGCCUCCAUAUUGAGUUUUUUCUGAGCCUUUGCUUCCAUUGGUGACAACCAUCUCGGGGUUUUAUUUUCUAACAAGUCUUUAUAUCUUAUCCAGACAUUAAACAGUGUUUUCCUGACAAUAUGGUUUUUAAACGCUUUGUGUUCUUUAACCUUAUCAUACCACAGAUAAGCAUGCCAACCAAAUACAUUGUUAAAACCUUCCAAAUCCAAGACAUCAGUGUUUUCAAGAAGCAUCCAUUCUCUCAGCCAAAAAAAAGCAGCUGAUUCAUAAUAAAGUUUGAGGUCUGGCAGGGCAAAUCCACCUCUUUCUUUAGCAUCAGUUAAUAUCUUAAAUUUUAUACGAGGCUUCUUGCCCUGCCAGACAAAUCUAGAGAUAUCUCUCUGCCACUUCUUGAAGCAGUCCAUUUUGUCCAAAAUUUGCAAUGUUUGAAACAAAAACAGCAUUCUUGGCAAUACAUUCAUUUUUAUCACAGCAAUUCGGCCUAACAACGAUAACUUCAAAUUUGACCAUAUUUCUAAAUCCUUUUUCACUUCAAUCCAACAUUUUUCAUAGUUAUCCUUAAAUAAAUUCACGUUCUUAGCAGUCAUGUUAACCCCUAGAUAUUUCGCUUUCUUAACCAGUGUUAAUCCUGUCUCCUUCUGAAACUUAUCUCUCUCAAUCUCAGUUACAUUUUUCUCUAAAACCUUAGUUUUCGUCUUGUUCAACUUAAAACCUGACCAAAUUCUUGAAUCGGUUCCAGUACCCUUUUAGUGCUAGAUUCUGGCUCCUGUAGAGUCAAUACCAAAUCAUCAGCAAAUGCUUUCAAUUUGUACUGUUUGGCUCCCACUUGUAUACCUUUUACCAAUUGGUCCCUUCUAAUCAUAUUUAGCAAAACCUCCAGGACUGAUAUAAAAAGCAAUGGAGAGAUUGGGCAACCUUGUUGUGUUCCUUUCUCAAUCUUAAAUUCUUCUGUCACUAUGUUAUUCACAAUUAAUUUAGCCUUCUGUUCUGAAUAAAUUGCACCUAUACCAUUUCCAAAACCUUGACCAACCCCCAUCCCCUGUAAAUUCUUCUUCAUAAAACUCCAAGAAAUGUUGUCAAAGGCUUUCUCCGCGUCCACAAAUAUCAAAACUGCUUUAGUAUUGAUCUUCACGUGUAGUUUUUCUAAGAUAUUAAUUAUAUUCCUCGUAUUGUCAGACAAGUGUCUGCCCGGGAGAAAACCUGCUUGAUCUUUGUGAAUUUCUUCUGCUAACACCUUUUUUAAUCUUCUAUAGCCAAAAUAUCUGCAAAAAUUUUAUAAUCCACAUUAAGCAGUGAUAUGGGGCGGUAGUUCUUAAGCUGUGUCUUUUCAGUCUCUAUUUUCGGUAUAAGUGUAAUAUAUGCUUCCUUCCACGACUCUGGUGCCUUUUUCCCUUCCAGUAUUUCAUUACAGACUUCCUUUAAAGGUUGUAUUAACCAUUCUUUCAGAGAUCUGUAGUAUCUUGAAGUCAAACCAUUCGGUCCUGGGGAUUUACCCAAUUGCAUGUUCUGAAUGGCCCCUUCUACUUCCUGUUCCGUUAUUUUAUAAUUCAGCAUUAACUUAUAUUCCUGGGAAAUUUUUUGUAGUCCAUUCAUUUUCAAAAAUUUAUCAAUGUCCAUUUCUUUCUGCGUCUCCUGUGUAUAUAGUUUUUUGAAAUACCUCUGGAAGCACUUUCUAAUUUCCACUGGAUUCUGUAUAUUCUUUCCUUCCACUUCUAAAUUCGUAAUAGUAUUAAGUUUUUGUCUUUUUUUCAUUUGCCAAGCCAACAGUUUUCCACACUUAUUUGCCGAUUCAAAUGUCUUUUGUCUCAUCUGUUUAAUCUUCCGUUCUAUUUCCUGAUUCAUCAUUUUCAUAUAUUGUACUUGAUAUAACUUUAUCUCUUUCAAAAUCUCCUGCGACUUUGGUUUCACCCUCAAUUUCUUCUCCCCUUCCUUUAUUUUUUCCAGGAUUUUGUCUUUUUUCUCAUUUUGAAUUCUCUUCUUAAUUGCAUUCUGUUGUAUCAAAAAUCCUCUCAUGACCGCUUUGCUUGCAUCCCAAAUUACUCUUUUUUCCACAGUAGUGUUCAUAUUUAUCUCAUAAUAGUCUCUCAAAGUUUUUUGGGCCUUCUUAGUGAAUUCUUCAUUCCUAAACAAAGUAUCAUUAAUCCUCCAUCUAAAGGAACCAAUUGGCGUCAAUUUCAUUUCCAUCUUCACGGCAUUAUGGUCGGAGCAGAUUUUGGGGCAGAUUUCCACUUUACUAGUUUUCGGAGCCAGUCCUCUGGUUACCCAAAUUUGGUCAAUUCUUGUCCAUGUCAUUUUAGCCUCAGAGAAGAAGGUUCCCUCUCUUCCCAGUAGGUCACAUUAUAUUCCUUCCACUGUUUACGGACUAGCGUACGAGCUGCAAACAUAAAAAACUCAUAGAAUGAAUAUCCAGACUCCGGCAUUAAAAUUCCGCUCUGGAGUUCUUCCUCGGCACACAGUUAAAAGUAAGAUCUUUUCUCAAAUUCAGUCUCUUUACUACACCUGUUUGGCAGCAGUUCAUUCUCCCCCCACCCACUUAAUUCCUCCAACAGCAGUUCAGGAAUAAUUUUAAAUAAAGUCCAUUCAUCCUUGGUUGGGGAGGAGGGCAUUAUAAAACUUUGUUAAAUUUUUUUGUUGAGCAUAAAUCAAAAGCCUCCCCCCUCUUUUCCGAAGUAACAAACAAAAUAACAGCUGCGGCUACACACGUCCUUUUCAUUAUGCAGGGGAGGAUAGGAAAAAAGAAGACAAUUUGAAAACCACAAGAAAGCACAAAGCACCUUGUCCUCCCCUUCUUUUCCCGGCUGUUAAGGGUUCUCAAGCUUCAAAGAAAACAUUCAGAUACCUUCAAAGAGCCAAAGUCCAGACCUUUCGGCAGCUGACUGAUCGCUGGCCAUUAGCAUAUGUCGGUUCAGGAGUGCCUCUCAAUUAAUGCCAAUUGUCCAAAUUAUGGAGGAACCAGCCACAAAUCAUGCUGGAGAUGGAGGCUCGUCCAUGCCGCUCUGCCUUUCAAGUUGGCAGACACGGGCUUGGCGGCACAGUGGGAUGCAGUGAGCUCCCCAGACCCAACUGGGGAACAUUGCAAGGAUUUUUGCCUCAUAAAUCCUGGUUUUCCCCUGCCUGAAUCUCCUCGCUGCCUGUGGAGGGCAGCAAGCAGCUACUGCCAGUGACUCAUGAUGUAGCCAGAAACCGAAGUAACCACUGGAGUUAAUUUGUUAAAGUUUUAUACCCUGAUCUCCCUCCGUGUAGUUCAGUAUAUCAUACACAAGACUUUUUUCAAACUACUUGCUGGUCCAGGCCAACUUAGAUUCAGAGAAAGGACUACAUCUGCCUGUAUUUGCCCACUACUCUCUGGUCCAAGAGUUGAACCAUGUGGGUUCUCUUAGCUAAUUUUCCUUUCUGCUCUACAGAGAGAGACCCAACCCUUGAGAUCCGGUACAGGCACAAAAAGUCCAAGGAGAAGGAUCGUGAGGGUGAACGGGAACGUGCCGAGAAGGACGAGCUGCGUGCGAAGGCCCAAGAACUGGCAUUAGAGCAGAGUCGCAGCUCAAAAGUAAGUGUUUUAGCAGUGAAAGGGAGCAGAGUUCAGUCACACCUGUGCAGGGCCUGGCAUUCCAACUCCAGAAUGUUGAGUGUUUGGGUUCAGAACUGUGGGGCAACUGCCUACUCCCAACAGUCAUUGUUUGACUGUUUCAUGUAGUACAGGUAAAUGCUCCUGUCCAGCUUUUUGCCUCCUUUGUCUGUUCUUGAUUGGAAGCAUGAAGGUGAAAUCAUUAUAGAAGACCAUGGGGCUGUAGCAAACGGUGUGUGGACUUCAAGCCAUUCCUUAGAGAUUUUUGGUGUAUUUGCUGUAAUAGCUGCUUCAGACUUCUUUGGGACGUUCACUUGCUGUAAUAACUAAGCAGCAUUCAUUUUGCGGCAAAUAUUCCAAGAGAUUGGUUACCAUCUCUUUAUGCCUAAUCUCCAACACAUCUCCCCCCCAAUCUGCUUUCCUCUGGCUGAAUCCUUUUAUUCAGAGCUGGUUAUCAAGCUAAAGCACUUGCUUCCAAUAGAGGCUAGAACCCAGGAUUUGUGGGGUCUUGAUCGGCACUAACGGAUAAUUUUACUACUCAUUUAUAUAGUUCAUUUAUGAACUGCUUCCCAUGAGGCAUCACAAAGCAAUUUGCAUUAUUUUAAAAACAUACAUAAAACAUUUACAUAUACAAUUACAUAUAUAAUUUUAGAAUUUCCUCUGAUUGCUGCAGUUCACCUGCUUGGAGAAGGCAGUCUGGAGUUUCUUUGUUCAUUAUAAUUAUUAUUUAUAUACUGCUUUUCUGAGAGAAAAUAUUAGAGUGGUGUACAAAAUUCAAAGCAUUAAUACAAUCAAUCCAUAAAACUAUAACACAAGAAUCUAAAAAUUUAGUGAACAGUGGCAUGGGACUAUAAUAGCGUUUUAAGACAGCACAUAUUAAAUGCUGGGGGAAUGUAUGCCCCCCCCUUCCAUCCUGCUGCUCUCCUGUCAGUAUUUCUUUGGACCUUGAAAUGUUUUGUACAGGACUGGGGUGCCAGGUAGCAGUGUUAUGGGCAAGCGAGCAAGCAUGUUCGCACAGAGAGCCCGGUUGCAAGUAGGCAUUGCAGCUCUCUAGUAACAGGCCCUGGAUGUUCACUUGGAAAGCCUACAAAUAUGGUGCAGUUAAAAUGAUCAUUUGGCUCUGCAUAAACAUUUUCACAUCUGAUAUCCUGUUUAGGUCAGGGGUGGGGAGCCUGUGACCCUCCAGAUGUUGAAUUCUGACUCCUAUCAUAGCUGACCAUUGGCCAUGCUGACUGGGGGGAAUGGGAGUCCAGCAACACGUUCCCCAGCAAGGAUUUAAGUCACGUAUAGUUGUUGCCUCAACCUAUUUCCCCUCCUGCCUAGAUAAUAAUGCAUAGCGUUAGCUUGUUUGGAUUCUUAUGUGAUGAACCCUGAAGGUUAAAUACGCACAUUGAUGAGAGCCACUUGUUUUAAAAGCAGGCAGGUUAAGGUUGCAAUCCUGUACUCACCUGGAAAUAGGCCCCUUUGUACUAAGUGGGGUUUUCUUCUGAGUAUGGGAUUGUGCUGUAGUAUAAUAUAUGUUUAUCAGUAUACGAUUUGUUGUGUAUACGUGUCUAUCAGCCACAAUAGCUGAAUGGAAUCUCCAUGGACAGAAGGCAAUAUACUUCCUGAUGAAUGCAUGCUGUGAAUAAACAAUAGUGGAAGGCCAUUCCACUCCUACUCUGCUUGUGAACUUCCUGUGGCAUCUGGCUAGCUGCUGGAGAUAGAAAUGCUGCACUGGAAUAGCAGGGAUCCCAGCAGGGAUCUUCUUAUAUUCUUUGAUGCUUUCUUAUAACGUUGCUGAUAAUUGAGGUUUCUGGAUGAUGUGAGGAAGGAAAGGGAGUACUUAAGCUCAUUUGCAGGUUUCAUGGCUGGCAGUAUCUGGCUCUAUAAAUCUGAGGCAUGUUUGAUAGAUCUGAGUAAGUAAGUAGUAACUACCACCUCGUGCCCAAGUUAAGGACAUUGCUGUGGAUCCCUCAGGUUCCUGUGGCCAGGAGUGCUUUUCCUCUUGUUGAGAAAAGGGGAACCCUCAGUUUCACCAUUUGAUCUUUGUGACAAUUUGGGCUGUCUCAGCUGUGCUGGAAUAUUUUAACAUGCUCCAUAUGGAUCUUGCUCUCUUGUCUUGCUCUCUGAUAUGUAUGCCAUAUCAAACACUUUGGAGGAAGAUCAGGUUACAAAAUUUUAACAAAUAACUCCAGCGAUCCCUCUAGAUAGCCUCUACAUACUCAUCUCUCCCCACUUCCUUUCAUUUUUAAAAAUCAGCAGCAGAUCAAGCGCUCAGCACGCAUGUGCGGUGAAUGCGAGGCCUGCAGGCGCACAGAGGACUGUGGACAGUGUGAUUUCUGCCGUGACAUGAAGAAAUUUGGGGGCCCCAACAAAAUCCGCCAGAAGUGCCGGCUGAGGCAGUGCCAGGUUCGGGCUCGGGUGAGUAUUCCGGUGGGCGCUUUCUGCCCAGAGAUCAUUGCAUGUUUUUCUCUGUGGGUCACUUUCUUGGCUGCUCCACCCCAGAGGAGCAGCCACCUCAAAUUCAAGCUGUUGAUUUGUGUGUAGCUCACACGUGAUUUUUGUUUCCCGUUCUUUUCUUCCUAGGAGUCCUAUAAAUAUUUUCCAGCUUCGGUAAGUUUCCUUUUUCCCUCCAGUUUUUUUUCUUUCUUUUUUUUCUUUUUCAUUAAAAACGGGACCUAAAAUAGUUGAGUGUUCAGUUGGGACUCCUGGUUUUCCCCCCCUAGAUAGGGGAAGCAGAAUGAGACCUGGUCUAUGCACACAGCAAAAUAAGGUGGAAAAAAAUCUGGGAGUGGUUGAGUGGACUGUGCUGCUUCAGAUUGCAGAUGGAGUACAUGUAGAACAAAAAAAUCUCCCUUCUGGAAGGAAUGUAGCAUAGCAGGGAGAAAAUGUAUGAUCUGGCUUACUCCAUGUUGAUUUUAUCCCCCUUGCAGGGUGUAUUCAAAAAGGAUAGCCAUAAAUAUAUAUUAAAAGAUAACCCUCACCUGUCUUGAAGUGAGAUGGUCCAUUAUGCCACAUCAUUUCCACCUUGUUCUGCUCUAUGUUCGGAUGCAGCCUGAUAGUUAGUGGGGUGUAGUUGGCAGUGCAUUCCUGUACAUGUUUACUUGGAAGUAAGGUCCUGCUGAGUUCAGUUGGGCUUAACUGCAAGGAAAGUGAAUGUAGGAUUGCAAUCUCAGAGUCCAGUUUGGAUGCAUUCUCAAUUGCAGGUUUUUUUGUUGGACACUUCAGCCCUGCUUUUUUUUGAAAUGACUGAGCUUCUUCUCCUCUCUUACUGAUUUUGGGAAAUAAGCGGGUGUUGGGAUUCUCUCUCUCUCUUUUUCUCUAUAUUUCUGCUUCUCACGCUUUGCUGCUUUGAUCUUCAGUGAGUUCUGUUUUCUGUUCACCAAAGCUGUGCUCAGGAAGGGAGGGGUGUGCUCACGUCUGUGCUGUUUCAAUGCAUUAUGCUUUUGAAGCCAGAUAGAUGGCUUCUUUAAUGCUUUCCUCUCUUUCUUCUUUUCUCCUUUUUCUCUCACUGCUUUCCCCUCCCUCUCCCACCCCCACUUACCCUAAUGCUCAAUAGAUGUUACGGGGGCGGGAGGAUGAUCUGCAGAUGCUAAAGGAACAGCUAGAAUCGGCUGCCACACCUGAACCCCUGUCGGAUGACGAUCUGCACAUAGAUCCCGAUUUGUAUCAGGAGCUUUGUUCAGGGGCCUUCGAUGACCAGAACCUGGUGAGACCUGUGCUGGACCUGUUCCCUUGGGAUUCCUUGGUCGAGUUGGCAGGGCUCAUGCAUACUGAUGUCAAAAAGCUGUGUCCUAGGACAGGAUGUGUUCUGGGUUGCCUCUUUCUUGCCCCGCAUCAUCUCUUAUUCUGUGUUCUGAAAUUACUCAAAUCAAGUACGCUGGAGAAAUAUAGCCAAAAAACAUGGCUAAAUGGUUCCCUGCUUAUCCACUUUCAACUAUUCCUAGAGCACAGUAUAUGAAAUCUAUCCUCAGGUCUGCUUUUUGUUGCUGCUUCUGUGGCUCACCUUGUUUCCUCAUUUUAAGUCAUCUUUCCCUCAGGUCUCUAAACUCUCUAGCCCUUUUCCUCUUGAGUGUUUACUAUUUAGCUGACUGCUUACACAGGCCCUCUUCUUGCUCUUGAUUCCCAGCCCCUUUGCUUCUUUGCUUCCCAGAACCUCUUACUUAACAACAUAUAGGUCUGCCUGUGGAACUUCCAUUCCUUUUUAAAAAAGCCAAAUUUUAAUUAUUUUCUUUCAUAAAGAAAUAUUUUUAGAUUUAAAAAAAUAAAUAAAAAAACUGAGAGAAAGAGAACAGAAAACACCAAAGGAAAAGCAAAGAAAAACAACAACAAGAAGGAAAAAAACUUUCUGAUUUCCCACCAUUUGAAUAAAAGAAAUUAUUCAAAAUAUUCACUCUAAAAUGACACCCAACUGAUCUGCAUUCUGUUAGGCAAUAUUUUCCAGUCUUUUGACCCAAAUAGAUUAAUUCAUUUUCAUUUUUACACAAAAAGUCCAAAAGGGGAUCACUAAUUAUUAUUAAUGAAUGUCAUCAAUUUGCUGUGGAUAUCCAUCUUGAUUUUUUUUCAAAAACGAUCUCUUCCAGCUAUGUUUCUUCCAUUCUUUUUCUAGGAAAAGCACUGGAGGCCUGAUAGCUUUUUCCUCUGAAUUCACAUCAAGUUGUACACAGAGUAUUUUCUCUCUCAACUCUUACUUCUGUCAGCUCAGGGUGUCACUUCAUCUCUCCACCCAUGGCUUCAUUCCAUUCCUCCAACAUUGCAACUCUCCCAUUUGGCUAUUUCAUUCCUCCAAGCACCUGUGUGUAAGACUUCCAUUUCACCGUCUGUUGCCUCCAACUCUACCAUUUCACCCUCCUGUUCUGGCAAUCCUUUAUCCAUAUUCUAUUCUGAAGUCUCUGUAUCCUCUUGGAUUCCACUUUCCAUUUCAUCCUUCUAUGGACCACUUUCAUUCACUAUUUCAUCAGUCUUAGCUCUAAUCAUUUUUAUUUGCUCUUCAAACAUUUGCUGAAGGUUGUCAACAGUCAAUGGAACGUCCAGUGAUGUAUUUGUCAUACUGAAUGUUCUUGAUCCUAGUAACAAUUCAGUCUCCACCUUAAGAUCUUCAAUCUUCCUUAUCCAACUUAAGAUCUUCACAGCGUUAUUUCUUAUCAAAACACAAUCCUUUCCCAUAGAUGAAAUAUGAAGUAGCAAAAUUCCAUUUCAAAGCAAUACUUUCGUAAGGAUAACAGAGUACUAAACAUAAAGAAAAUAGGGAUCCUAGCACUCAGAACUCCCUUGAUUUUUUAAAACUAUUGGUUCUAACAAUUAGAGCAUACUUGUUUUAUCUUCAGCCCUCAAACGAUCAACUCUUCUUAAAGUCGGAAAUUAGCUCACACACCAGAUGUAAAUUUCAACCAGCAAAUGGAGAAACCCCUUUUAGUCUUAAAGGAAGGCUUUGCAGACCCAAUGCCCUGAGCCCUCUUACAUGGCUUUUGGGCAAGAUGCUGAUUCCUUCGCUCUAAGUCAUUCAGCCCCACCUGUAUUUCCAGGAGCUGACAGCUUCUAAGUCUCCCAACAAUUUCUCUCACAGAAGCUGUACUGUUGAUUAAUGUUCUACUGCUGACAACCCCCGCCCCCAGCAGUUGGGAUGUUUGGGUUGUAUCCACCAUGGUAGCUCUGUUUGUGCAACAAACUUCCACAUGUGGUAUGGAAUUUUCCUUGCUGCCCCCCCCCCCCGGAAAUCUCCAGGAGGCUGGGAGACCUUUGCAAGUAGAUUUUGGGAAUGCGUGGGGAGAGGAGGGAAGGGGAAAUCUGUUACACAAGCAGAACUCUGUGUGCUUCUCACUGAAUAUACCGUAUUUUUUGCCCUAUAGGACACAAUUUUUCCCCUCCAAAAAUGAAGGGGAAAUCUGUGUGCGUCCUAUGGGGCGAAUGCAGGCUUUCACUGAAGCUUGGAGAGCGAGAGGGGUCGUGUUUCCUGCUUGGCAGGUGGUUGAACUCGAUGGCCCUUGUGGUCUAUUCCAACUCUAUGAUUCUAUGAUUCUAUGACCCCACUCGCUCUCCAGGCUUCAGGAAGCUAUCAGCAAGCCUGGGGAGCCUGCAGGAGUUCCCGCAGGGCUCCCUAGGCUGCGGAUAGCAGCCUGCUGCCCGGAGCGCGGGGCGCGCUGAAGCCGCGGCUGGGGGGGGGAUGAUAAUAUUUUUUCUUUAUUUCCCCCCAAAAAAACAAGGUGCGUCCUAUGGGCCGGAGCGUCCUAUGGGGUGAAAAAUACGGUAACCCUUUGUGAACAUUCAAAGCUGUUGCUGCUGCUUAGCUGCUUUCUAGGCAGGCAGCAGUUGCUUUUUAGCCUGCAUUUAAUUGCUAUAACUUACCUUAAGGGACGCGGGUGGCGCUGUGGGUUAAACCUCAGCGCCUAGGACUUGCCGAUCGCAUGGUCGGUGGUUCGAAUCCCCAUGGCGGGGUGCGCUCCCGCCGUUUGGUCCCAGCGCCUGCCAACCUAGCAGUUCGAAAGCACCCCCGGGUGCAAGUAGAUAAAUAGGGAUCGCUUACCAGCGGGAAGGUAAACGGCGUUCUGUGUGCUGCGCUGGCUCGCCAGAUGCAGCUUGUCACGCUGGCCACGUGACCCAGAAGUGUCUGCGGACAGCGCUGGCUCCCGGCCUCCAGAGUGAGAUGAGCGCACAACCCUAGAGUCUGUCAAGACUGGCCCGUACGGGCAGGGGUACCUUUACUUUUACCUUUACCUUUACCUUAAAUAAUCCCAAGAUCUUUUAAAAAAAAUGAAGCAAAGAUUAGGAUGGUGGAACUAAAUGGCAAUUAAGGUGGAAAGUACAUUCACCAUGGGAUAGACACCUGUGGUAUUAUAGGGCAUUGAAGACCCAAUUCUUGCUGACCAGAAGAUCUGCCAUAGAAUCAUAGAAGGGUCCCUGAGAGUCAUCUAGUCCAGGCAUGGGCAAACUCGGCCCUCCAGAUGUUUUGGGACUGCAACUCACAUGAUCCCUAGCUAACAGGACCAGUGGUCAGGGAUGAUGGGAAUUGUAGUCCCAAUACAUCUGGAGGGCUGAGUUUACCUAUGCCUGAUCUAGUCCAACCCUGUGCAAUGCACAAAUCUCAGCUAAAACAUCCAUGAUGAAUGGCUCUCCAACCUCUGCUUACAAACCUCCAAUGAAGGAGAGCCCACCACCUUCUGAGGGAGUCUGCUCCACUAUCUUAACAGAUCUUACCAUCAGAAAGUUCUACCUGGUGUUGAGUCAGAAUCUCCUGCAUCGUAACUAGAAUCCAUUGAUUCAGGUCCCCUCCUCCAGUGCAAACUUGCUCCAUCUUCCCUGUGAAAGUUAUUUAGAUACUUGAAGAUGGCUACUAUUUCUUCUGUUUACUUGGGACUGGAUCCCAGUCAUUCUGAUACCUAGAGGUUGAGGUUGGCAAAGAAACACUUCUUCGUGGCAGAUGUCCAUAGGUGGCAGUAUAACCGUCUAUUUGAUCCAACUUAAAAAGCCCAGUACAAAGGUGACCCUCUUGCUUUGUGAAGCAUGCAAAGCCAUUAACUGUCCUACAAAGGGGGGAAACCAGAUUUGAGUUUGCAUGAUGAAGUUGUAGCAUAGAUAGCAGCUGCCAGGAAGAAAAUAAGGGUGUGAAAGGGCUGCAGCCACCAUUGCAAGCACUGGCAUAUAUGGGUUUGGCCUGGAACCUCUUAAUUCCCUCAGUGAAGGGGUUCUUCCACAAAGCUAGCUGUUAACCAGGAUGUGAAGUUCAGACUGCACACAGUUCUUUCUUGGGGGCAGGGACCAAAUGCUUUCCUGCCCUCCUUAAGCCAAACUACCCUACCAGACAACCUCCAGAUCCUUUUAGCAUGAGAAUGGGGAAGCUGUGGGCCUCUGGGUGUUGCUGAACUACAACUCCCAUCAUCCCUGACCAUUGGCCAUGUUGACUAGGGCUGGUGGGAGUUGCAGUCCGCAGGUUGUAGUAGUAGUAGUAGUCGUAAGUAGUAAUAAUGAUAAUAAAAUUUGUUGUUUAUAUGCUGCCCAUCUGACUGGGUUCCCCCAGUCACUCUGGACAACUUCCAACAAAUUAAAACACAAUACGACAUCAAACAGGACUGCCUUCAGAUGUUUUCUAAAAGUCACAUAGUUUUUAUUUCCUUCACAUCUGAUCAGAGGGUGUUCCACAGGGCGGGCACGGCCACAGAAAAGGCCCUCUACUUUUGCACAUCUAGAUUUCUUGGAGGACUCCUUUUACUUUUCUCUCUUUUCCUCUCUUAGCCGUGGCUCAGCGACACUGACGAUGCGCCCUUCCUUGAUCCUGUGUUGCGGAAACGCGCUGUGAAAGUGAAGCAUGUCAAGCGGAGGGAGAAAAAGUCUGAGAAGAAGGUAUGAUCCUAGAUGGUGGGUGGGAAAUGUCACAACUGUAAGAGUGCCAGACUUGUUUUUAGUGACCAGGCCUUUUCCCAGAGCUGCAGUUCUUUUUGGGUAUGUAACAGGACAAAAUCACACUUGUAAAAUCAGAAUAUUUGUUUAUUUAUUGAGAUUUUAAGAUGGUUUUUCACUAAGGAUCUUAAAUUGGCUUCCACAAAUUAAAACUAAAUACAAUUUUAGAUUAGAUCAUACAAUAUGAACAACACAGAACAGGCCAAACUGAAACCAUAACAACUCAACUGGAAGCCUGGGAGAAGAGUUAAGUCUUGAAUGGACAACCGAAGGCUAACAACAAUAUUGCUGUCAGCACCUCUGCGAGGAGAGAGUUCCAAAUUUAGUGCACAGUCCCUGGGAAGGAUGGUACAGCACAGUGAGCAAUACUGGGUGGCACAGCAAAUACCCCCCUCCCCCGUUGAUCCACUGUAUCAUUGUGGCCUCAGCUCCCAACCCCGGGAGCUGCUCAGGAGGCUGGGACUGAAGUAGGUCAGAUAAUCUACUUCAUUUAAGCACGCCUGAAGUUGCACAACCACAACUGUCUUGUGCACCAUGCCUAAAAUGGGGAUGUUAGCAAUUGGGCAGGAGUUAUCAAGGACCUUGGGGCCCGAGGAGGGGGGGCUCUUGAGGAGUAGGGGCACCAUCACCUUUUCCAAGAUGGUUGGGACAAGCCCUUUUUGCAAAAAAGCAUUAACUGCUCCAGCAAAGCUAAGCUCAAACAAGCCAAGGAAGGCAAGGGUCGAGAGAACAUGUCAUGAGUGGUAUUUCUUCAUACCUCUGGUCCACAUCUUCAUGUGCCAACAACUGAAACUGAUCUCAUACAACAGGGCCACAGUGGCGUUAAGGCUGGAACUACCCAGCCCUCCAACCUGUGCUAGUAUAGUCUACUCUUGCUUCCCCCAGCAUGGUGCCCUUAUGAGGUUUCAGACUACAACUCACAUCAGCCGCAGUCAUCAUUGUCAGUAGUCAGGGAAGGUGGGAGUUACAGCCCACAACAGUUGGAGAAAGGGUGUUCUACGCUGACUGGCAGUGGCCCUCCAGCAUAGGUGCCACCUUCCGAAGAAUUGGGGGGUGGGUGUGUGGCAAUGUGUGAUGUUGGAGAAGCUGGGCGCAGCAUUGCAGCAGUGGCAUGGCUUCAGUGGCUGCAACGCCUUCUGCUGCUGCCAUUGCCACUGGUCUGGCGCUGCUUCCCACCUUCUUCCCCUCCGUGGCAAGAGGAGAAGGAGCCGCGGGCAUUGAAGCUGCACUGCACUUGGCUCCAGGCUUGUCCUACUUUGGAGGAGCUGGGGCAGAGCUGAACCCCGCAGCAGCACAAGUAGCAGCACAAGCUUCCAUAGUUGUGGCUUUGGCUCCUCCUGCUGCCAUUGGCCUGGGGCUGUUUCCUGCCACCUGCCACCUUUGGACUUUGGGGUGGGGUGGGGUUGCCCCCUCCCAAAAAUAUCAGGGGGCCCCAAAGGGCUCAGCUCCUAGGAGAUGGCACCCCUGCCCUCCAGAGUCUCUGGCAAGAAGUGUUUCUCCCUAUCCCUUGCUCCUUUUAAUUGAAUAUAUCACAGAUUAAACCUGGGACCUAGUACAUGUGAAGCUGUGGUCCUGGCUUAUGCAUUUUUUAAUGUGAAAAGUAUCCAGUCAUUGCAUGGCGACACAAAAAUACAUAUGAAAGAGGAGAGUUGUUGCAUUGUGACUUGUGACAGAAGACUAAACAUAUGAAUAUAUUUACAAGAUGUUGUUUUAAUACAAUAACUAGUAUGACAACCCAUUUUGGUGAUUGCUUUAGACUUCAGUGGCUUCUGUUAGAUGAUGAUAAAACCACUGUGGUGUAGUUGCUCAGCGUUCUGGACUGUGAGCAGACAGACACAGAUUCAAACCCUCUGGAGGAAGCCCUUCCAAUCCAAGCCUGCUUCCUCAAUGGUGCAGCCAAUCCCUGCCACCUGUGGGGCUUCCACUGUGUAGAGCUCUCUUCAAGCGCUGACCAUUAAUUGAUUGCUGCUGCUGGCAGAGAGCCGUAUGCUGCACAUUAAAGCCUCAGCAAUUAGCUAAUAAUCAGGGCUUCAAAGGACUUUGCAGGCAUUGCUGAUUAGCUGAUUAGCAUUGUCUGCAACCCCGUUUUGGCCCUGGUUGGUUUGGCCAAAAGGGCCUGGUAGGCCUUAUUAAGCCUGCAGGCUGGAGAUACCUUGCAAAAGGAUAGCAAAAGGAAUAAAGGUAUCUGCCUUCCACCUCUCCUGCUAUAAUUACCAGUGGGGGGGUGUUAGGGUUAGCGAAAGGAGUGCAGGCAGCUGGCAGGUCAUUGCUGCCUGAAGUGUCAGUGUUGGAUGAAUGUACUAUUGGCUUUAUGGCCAAACUAUCCUAAUCACAGAAGUAGGAAAUAGGCGGCAGUAAAUGGGAUUGCCUGUAUUUGAAGGUCAUGAGUAAACACCGGUGUCCCUUUUGCUCUUGCAAGGGUGGGCGAAUUCUAGCCGUGUCAUCUCUGGUUCUUGCCCUGCAGAAGGAGGAGAAAUACAAACGUCACAAGCAGAAGCAAAAGCAUCGCGACCGGUCAAAGCAUGCUGAGCGGGUGGACACCAAAGACCCAUCAUCACUCCAUCAGUGCCUUGGCCCUGGCUGCAUCCAGGCUGCUCGGACUAACUCUAAGUACUGCUCGGAUGAAUGUGGCAUGAAGCUGGCAGCAAAGUAAGUGGGGGAGCCUUCCUUGGGGGGCAGCUUUAUUUCUUUUCUUAGCAUCUUUGCCCAUUCAUUGGUUUUCCAGCAUGGGUUGGGUAAUGCAGGGGUUUGUGUGGCAGGAAAGAGACUUUGGGCUUUUAAAAUGUGGACUCACUUGGGCCCUUUGGAUGCUUAACCUUGGCCUCAGCUCUUCAGCUGUCCCAAAGAAGUAAUUAUGACAUAACUGAAAGGGCGAUUGGGAGGAGGAAUGCCAUAAUGCAGUAAUGGGCAAAGUGAAUCCCGUAACAGCCUAAGCCUGGGAGCAAGUGCAUCAGUUUGAGUUGUAGGAGUUCUGGGUGGUUUUCUUAUGAGCUGAAAAUGUUCCCAUCCUGUAGGUUUGUGUUGUGCAGUGUGAUGCUGUGUGGCGCACCCUGUUACCAUCAUAUUGGCCAGUUUUCAGUUGCAUGCACCCUCUUGUCUCUGUCCUUUCCCAGCCGCAUAUAUGAGAUCCUCCCGCAGCGCAUCCAGCAGUGGCAGCAAAGUCCAUGCGUGGCGGAAGAGCAUGGCAAGAAGCUACUAGAGCGGAUACGGCGGGAGCAGCAGCAGGCCCGGCUCAAGUUACAGGAGAUGGAGCGCAAAUUCCAUGAAUUGGAGGCUGUCAUUGUCCGGGCCAAGCAGCAAGCCAUCAAAGAAGACGAAGAGGUACCUGGAAGAAGUGCAGGAGAAAGGAGCAGGCAGCCAGGCCUCCUCUCUUGGGGGGUUGCAAACAGCACCUCCUUAACCUUCCAGGGAGGACUUGGGUGCAUUAGACUAGAGCCCUUUUGCAACCUAACUGUAUACGUGUGUUUUAUUUCGUACAUUUGGGUGUAAAUUUCACAGAUAGUUGUGAACACUGACAGCAUGGGUCUGUUCCCAGAUUAAGCAGAGAACAUACCCUUAUUAUAGGUAUGCCCUACCUGUGACUGAUUCAGUGCUGGCAUGGUUGCAUGUGAGCUUGAUGCUCCAAUCCAGAGCAAUUUAUUUCUGAUGUUCUGAAGGGAUAAAGAAAAUGACAACAACUCAGACUUCCCUGGGAAUUUUAUUGCGAGGGGCAGGAUAGAAAUUCUUUUUUUUUUAUAAGAUAUUUAUUAAGGUUUUUUGAGAUAUUACAGUAAAAAUGAAAAGGAAAAGAGAAAAAUACAAAAUAAAAACAGUUAAAAACACACAUAUUUUCAGUUACUUAUUUUCAUUUAGCUUGUUUCCCGGACCUCCUCAUACCUCCCUUUUUUGUAUUCCACUUCAAUUUAUUGGUUCAGCAAAUCCUUACCAUUAGAUUUUAACCCAUUUAUAACCCUUUUUUCAUAUUCUCUUAAAGCAUUACAGCUAGAAACCGCUUAAUUACUAACCAACAUCAUUAUAUCAUUCAUUAAUUUUACAAUAUUUCUGUAAAUAGUCUUUAAAUUUCUUCCAAUCUUCUUCCACCGACUCUUCCCCCUGGUCUCGGAUUCUGCCAGUCAUUUCCGCCAAUUCCAUAUAGUCCAUCACCUUCAUCUGCCAUUCUUCCAAAGUGGGUAGAUCUUGUGUCUUCCAAUACUUUGCAAUAAGUAUUCUUGCUGCUGUUGUAGCAUACAUAAAAAAGUUCUGUCCUUCUUUGGCACCAAUUGGCCGACAAUGCCCAGAAGAAAGGCCUCUGGUUUCUUCAAGAAGGUAUAUUUAAAUACCUUUUUCAGUUCAUUAUAUAUCAUUUCCCAGAAAGCCUUAAUCCUUGGGCACGUCCACCAAAGGUGAAAGAAUGUACCUUCAGUUUCUUUACAUUUCCAGCAUUUAUUAUCGGGCAAAUGAUAGAUUUUUGCAAGCUUGACUGGGGUCAUGUACCACCUGUAUAUCAUUUUCAUAAUAUUCUCUCUUAGGGCAUUACAUGCCGUAAACUUCAUACCUGUGGUCCAUAACUGUUCCCAGUCAGCAAACAUAAUAUUAUGUCCUACGUCUUGUGCCCAUUUAAUCAUAGCAGAUUUCGCCGUUUCAUCCUGAGUAUUCCAUUUCAACAGCAAGUUAUACAUUCUUGACAAAUUCUUAGUUUUGGGUUCUAUCAGUUCUGUUUCUAGUUUUGAUUUUUCCACCUGGAAGCCAAUUUUCUUAUCCAAAUUAAUUCUUAUGAUAAAAUAAGCUAUAGUUCAGCUUGCUUUUGCCUUAUGAUUCUCAGGUUGGCAGCAUCUGCUGAUUUCAAUUGAUGCCAAAGCUUAUUUGUUUAUUUUUUUUUGUUUUUUUAAAAAAAUAAUUUUUAUUAAGGUUUCAAUAAAGAAUUAAACAAAAAAGACAUAAAAAAGAAAUACACAAAUACACAAUACAAAUCCCAGAAAAAGAGAAAAAACACAAAAAACAAAAAAACAACAAAAAAGAAGAAACAGAACAAUUAAAAACAUCACCUUUUCAUUUCCUUUUUUAAAUUUACUUAUUUUCUGGACUUCCUCAUACGUCCCUCUUUUGUAUUCCAGUCCAAAUUGUUUAUCCAGCAAUUUCUUUUCCACUUUUUUAAUCCCAGUCUUUAAUCUUAGUGUAAUAUAGCAUUAAAAUUUUACCUCUUAAGUACCAAAUUUCCCUUUCCUUUAACUUCUUUAAUCCUAAUCUUUAAUCUUGAUGUAAUAUAGCAUUAAAAUUUUACCUCUUAAGUACCAAAUUUCCAUUUCCUUAAACUUCUUUAAUCCUAAUCUUUAAUCUUAGUCUGUCUAUAAUUUUAUCCUGUACAGCUGGAAACCACUUAUUUUCAAUCCAACAUCACUCUAACAUUCUUUAAUUUUGCAAUGUUUCUGUAGGUAGUCUUUGAAUUUCUUCCAAUCUUCCUCCAUCGCCUCUUCUCCCUGGUCACGGAUUCUGCCAGUCAUUUCCGCCAGUUCCAUAUAGUCCAUCAGUUUCAUCUGCCAUUCCUCCAGCGUGGGAAGUUCUUGUGUCUUCCAAUACUUUGCGAUGAGUAUUCUUGCUGCUGUUGUUGCAUACAUAAAGAAAGUUCUAUCCUUUUUUAACACCAUUUGGCCGACUAUGCCCAGGAGAAAGGCCUCUGGUUUCUUAGGGAAGGUAUAUUUAAAUACCGUUUUUAAUUCAUUAUAUAUCAUUUCCCAGAAAGCCUUAAUCUUUGGGCACGUCCACCAAAGGUGAAAAAAUGUACCUUCAGUUUCUUUACAUUUCCAACAUUUGUUAUCGGGCAAAUGAUAGAUUUUUGCAAGCUUGACUGGGGUUAUGUACCACCUGUAUAUCAUUUUCAUAAUAUUCUCUCUUAAGGCAUUACAUGCCGUAAAUUUCAUACCUGUGGUCCACAACUGUUCCCAGUCAGCAAACAUAAUGUUAUGUCCAACGUCUUGUGCCCAUUUAAUCAUAGCCGAUUGUACCGUUUCAUCCUGAGUGUUCCAUUUCAGCAGCAAGUUAUACAUUCUUGACAAAUUCUUAGUUUUGGGUUCUAACAGUUCAGUUUCUAAUUUUGAUCUUUCCACCUGGAAGCCAAUUUUCUUGUCCAAUUUAAAUGCCUCCAUUAUCUGAUAAUAAUGAAGCCAGUCUCGCACUUUGUUUUUUAAUUUUUCAAAACUCUGCAAUUUCAGUCUAUCUCCAUCUUGUUCCAAAAUUUCCCAAUAUUUCGGCCAUUUGACCUCCAUAUUGACCUUUUUCAAGGCUUUCACUUCCAUUGGUGACAGCCACCUUGGGGUUUUGUUUUCUAAUAAAUCCUUAUCCAAACAUUAAACAGCGCUUUCCUGACAAUGUGGUUUUUGAAUGCUUUAUGUGCUUUGACCUUAUCAUACCAUAAGUAUGCAUGCCAUCAAAGCUUACUUGUUUAAUCCCUGGUGUGACCAAGCGUUAGGAUCUGCAUUAGGCAUUACAACACAUUCGGGUGAAAACAAAGCAGCAGCAGUAGUAGUAAUAAUAAAAAAAUUAUAUUUGUACCCCGCCUAUCUGGCUGGGUUUCCUCCAAUAUUGUUCUUUGCUAGGAGCAGUGGCGUAAGGUGUUGAAAUGUUCUUGAGCACACAGCAGGGCACCCAUCCCUUUAUUUAUUAAGUGCUUCCUAAAUGUUUUAGUACUGUAGCUUACCUGGAACUGCAGAAACUGGGGGUGGGAUUUUCAGGUGUCUGGCUGAGGGGGGUUUGCCUUGGUGGGUUAUAAGUUCUGCAGGCUUGCUCAGAACUUCCUCAUGGAGUUGUAGGGUGGAAUGCUGUUUGCUUUAAAAAUCUGACCACUAAAUCCUGACACCUGCUUGCCUCUUUCCUCUGCCACAGACCAGUGAAGGAGACAGUGACGACACAGACUUGCAGAUAUUCUGUGUCUCCUGCGGCCACCCCAUCAACCCCAAGGUGGCGCUGCGGCACAUGGAGCGGUGCUAUGCCAAGGUUAGCUGCCUGUCUUCUCUGCGCUGGGUAACCUUGGUGUUGGGCUUCAGGGGCCUGUGUUUGAAUUGAGACGCUGCUAUCCCGCCUCUGAAACAGGGAUCUUUGUGGCAUACCUGAAACUGGGUUAAAAAAAAGGUUUGGUAGACGUGGUAGGUAACCCCAGGAUGUGGAAAAGUCUUAGCCAAAGAGCCUCCUCUGCUGGAUUGUGGAGCAGCUUUCUAAUUUGCUCCAUCAGUGGAUCAAGGGAGAUUACUGUCCUUUAACAUUUGUCAAGCAGCUAUAGACAGAGCUGCAUGGAAAAAACCAAUGCAAAUUCUGUACAAAGAACAAUUGAGUUCAGGAAGCUGAAUAAAUAACUUACAUUUUUAAGAACUAACUUCUACACCCCCCCAAAUGUAUAUGAAAAUAUUUCUGAAUAAAGGGUGGUAUUGAAAUGCAAUACACUGUUCACUGUAGCUUGACCUCUCCCAUAUUUAACCUAUUAUCUGCAUAGCUGAUGUUUUGGGAACUGCUGGCCACAUGAUAUUUUGGCUACCAUAAAUAGUUUUAGCCAAUGUAUUGCAUAAAUAUGUUGGGAUAUUUCUGUUGAUGGCUAGAUGCCUUGGAAACGAGCUCGGCUUCUAUAGUCAGAGCCUGGAACUCGGGGGCUACCUAUCAUUUCUGCACCAGCCCUGCCCACCUGUCAUAGUGGGGCUUGGAAGUCCACUGGAUUUCUAGCUCACUGGCCUGUAGGUUAAGAGCUAGUUGAACUUAGGUGGAGGAUCUUUUCUUCACUUGAUGGUGCUUUUAAUGUUUGUUCUGCUGUGACUUCAUGGCUGUGUUUUUCUCUUCUGUCUGUCUCCCCCCAUCCCCCGCAGUACGAGAGCCAGACAUCCUUUGGGUCUAUGUAUCCAACACGUAUUGAAGGGUAAGCUACCUGCCCAACUCUCAAGUUCCUUUUCGUUAUGGGCUGUUCACCAAACCCUCCUCACCAGGUUGCAUGCCACUGGUGCCAUCUGUUAUGCAGUUCUGCUCCUUUGUUACAUAGUUACCCUGAUGGGAACAAGAAGCUGUGAAGAAAUGCAAUGGCCCUUUCCAAACCCAGUACUGUCCACUGGGUGGAAAUCUAGUUUUUGCCAAUACAUAUUUAAUGUUUGUAGCUGUAGGCCAUUGCAAGAGUCGGAAUCCAUAGCUUCCUUUCCACUCCCAGAACAAUGUGAGACUUUUGCAUCUCACUUACGGAACAAGGGAAUCCUAGUGCCUUAUGUCAACAGUACUGGGUGCCCACCUCCAUGCUCACUUUCUUUUUAUGAAAGGUGGAUGGGCAUAAAUGGUUUUUAAAAGUGUACCCCAUGUUGCUAGUUGGUAUUAGUGCAAAGAAAAGGGUGCUUGGAGUAUGUAAUCUUGAAUUUGAUGUCUGUCUGAGCUGCUUAUGAAUGAAUGAAUGAAUGGUGGCUUUUGUCUGCUCGGUAACUUGGAAAGAAACUGACAGCCCUCACUUUACUCCUACAUGAGCAGGUACAUGGGAGAGAGUGGAUUAAAAGGAUUGGCUUGUCAAGAUAGACACCAUGCUUCAGCCUAAACAGGUAGCAGGCUAGGAGGCCCAGUUCUCACUGAGGUAUUAUUAAAGGGGUGUGGGAUCUACCAAUAGAUGUUAGGUGGGGCUUAGGGGGCGGGGAAAAUAAAACUCCUUCAUGUAGAAAACUAAAUGUCAAGAAGGAAUGGGUCCUUUUACUGACAUCUAGUUUUUUUGUUUGGGGAAUUGACCCCCUUUAGUGGGCAUGUGAAUCUCUAACUGUAGACUGAAAUUGUGUAGUUCAGGCCACCUUGGUUUCCCAUAGGAAUCCGAUUGGCCACUGUGAGAACAGGAUCCUGGACUAGAUGGGCCAUUGACCUGAUUCAGCACAGCGCUUCUUGGGUUCUUAUAAAUUGGGUCCUAAUACUGUCUUUAAACUCAGCAACAUCUUCAUUUCAAUGGUCUUCCUAAAUAGCUUGGUCCACUGCUGACUUUUACGAGUUAUGAAGGGGUUGCUGUGUGCAUUCCCACAUAUUGGUUUUGGGCUACUUUGUGGAGCACUGGGUGGAAACAUCUGGGAAACAGAAUGGGAGUGAAAUCUGUGGAGAGGGUUAUUCUCCCACCUCAAACUGUAUUUGUGGGAAAUCAGGAACCCCAUUCGUCAGGUUUCUCUCUUCCCCCAACUGCUGCUCUUUCUGAUCAAGAAACUCUGAUCUCAGAUAAUUAAUUAAUUUUGCUUCUAAAUUCGGGACACACAUGCUAUGCAUGUAGAAUAUCUCUGCUUAAAUCUCUGGCAACUCCAGACCCCUGUCUGGAACCCCUAAGUGCUUCUGCCCAUUAGAGUGGACAGGCCUGACUCCAGGUGAGGCAGCAAGGUGUGUUCCACAGUGUUGAUGUGCAACCUUGCUUUCCUAGCAUUUAACCUGAAUUGACACUCCAUUAUUUUUUUUAAAGUUUCAUUUACAUUUUUAAAAAUAACCCAUUUCUUAUCAAGUUCGCUGAGGAUAAGGCCAUGACUUUGUAAUCUUACCUGUGUGUAUUCUUUUCUCCAGGGCAACUCGCCUUUUCUGUGAUGUCUACAACCCACAAAGCAAGACCUACUGCAAACGCUUGCAGGUCUUGUGCCCAGAGCAUUCCCGUGACCCCAAGGUAGGAACAGAGUGCUCUUCCGGUGAGAUCCUAGUCCACUGUAGUUUAGGAACAGGCUAGGAUAGGCCAUCAUUCAGAUUUAGGAGGGGAAGGACUAUUUAUUAGGUGAAAUACAGUGUUGUGAGCUUUACCCAGGGCUUUGUGCUGUGGUGAUUCAGUAAGAGUGCAGAGAAAGCAUGGUAUGCAGCACUGAACAUGGAAUUGGCUAUCAUUACAAGGAAAGCAAGUUUCUAGCCCUUAGUUUCUAUCACGGAUACACUUGCAAGCUAAUGGGUGAUGCCUGCAGAAGUAUGGCAAGCCAGAGGCAUAACUGAACAAUGUUCUCAGAGAGAACUGUCCUUCAUGACAGCAGAACCGACUCCCUCGGAAGGCUGGAUGGUCAUCUGUCGUGUACAAUUUAGUUAUGAUUACUGCAUUGCAGGGGGUUGGACUAGAUGACCCUCAGGAUCCCUUCUAAUGCUAAAGUUUUGUGAUUCUUUGAUCCUAUGACUAGUAAAGCCCGAAUAAGUUAUGCAAAAUGAGAAAAUUAUGCAAUUUUUACAGGUUGUAGAACUGCACUUCUCUUGUGUUCCAUUUGGAUUAUCUUUGUGCAGAAUAUUUUUCAGUGAGACACACACCACGGCUAUGGCUUCAUCCUGCUCAAUCUCGACUGCAACUUUUCCCUAGGUGUCAGCAGAUGAGGUGUGUGGGUGUCCCAUGGUAAAAGACGUGUUUGAGCUCACGGGGGAAUUCUGCCGCGUGCCCAAGCGCAAAUGCAACCGCCACUACUGCUGGGAGAAACUGCGACGGGCGGAGGUGGACCUGGAGCGAGUGCGUGUGGUACGGAUUGGGAACUCGUGUUAGACCUUGGGCGGGUGGACAGCACAAAAGGACAAUGGCCUUGUCAUGCUGCCUGUGAAAUAGGCUUGUCAAUUUCAGGGAGGGUUGCAGCUAAUGGGAAUCCUUUGGACGAUGGGCUAGGUCUGAUUGCUUUCCUCUUGUUCCUUUGUGUCAGUGGUACAAGCUGGACGAGCUGUUUGAGCAGGAGCGGAACGUCCGCAUGGCUAUGACCAACCGCGCUGGGCUGCUCGCUCUCAUGCUGCACCAGACGAUCCAGCACGACCCCCUGACCACAGAUCUGCGCACAGCCACCAACCGCUGAGCUGGUGAGUUAGUGGCAUCAGUGUCAGUCCAGGAUGCUGAGUGCUCAUGCGGGGCAGGGACUGGAGGUAAUUUGGCUGAGGAGGACUCAAUUACAUGAGCUGACUAACCCCUGUCAACCUUUGGCAUUGGCCAUGAGCCCAGGAUUAAAAGCUUUUCUUGGCUACUGUGACCACAGGAAUGAUCAGGGAGGCUUUUUCUCCUUGGGUCUGAUCAACAACUUGAAUUGCUUGCAUGCGAAUUGGCCUGCACUUUCCUGCAAAAGGGCAGCAGCUGGAAUCUCUGGCUCGGUUAAGGGGAAGAUGGUAGGGUCCUGUGUUGUGUCUUUCCUUCCCUAAAGUCUGUCUGUCUUUUUCCUCUGCAGGUGUUUUCCUUCAUGACCAGACCUUCAUGA
Molecule: messenger RNA, 25884 nt
Organism: Podarcis lilfordi (Lilford's wall lizard)
Lineage: Eukaryota; Metazoa; Chordata; Lepidosauria; Squamata; Lacertidae
Source: the annotation of a GenBank genome assembly